This is a messenger RNA of Psilocybe cubensis, 2346 nucleotides long. RefSeq lists its product as uncharacterized. The record is from RefSeq and is a predicted model, not a curated record. Gene Ontology annotation, cellular component: exomer complex. Gene Ontology annotation, biological process: Golgi to plasma membrane transport. The transcript is spliced from 12 exons. Bases 1 to 2346 code for a protein of 781 amino acids. Gene Ontology annotation, molecular function: protein binding. Lineage: Eukaryota; Fungi; Basidiomycota; Agaricomycetes; Agaricales; Agrocybaceae.
AUGGUCCAAGGGCUGGCUGAGGCUUCAUUCAAAGAUAUCCCAGAGAUAUUUGAGGUGGAACUGGGAGAAGCGCUUACAGCUCGCACAGAAUCGUUAUCAUCGUUUCGAGAACUUGGACCUCCCGAUCUUUGCCACGUAGUUAAAAGCACAGGGCGUGCUGCACAGAGAGAUUUUGGCUCAUACCACUACGUCUCUGGCGUGGACGCCUCAUCAUCUGCUUCGCUGGCCGCAUAUAUCAACUCAUUGACAUACGCGUUUGAAGAUAACUCCGCCUGGUUCUCUAAAACUCCCCAGUGGAAAGUGAAGAAUGGGUGCUAUUGCUGCUUCAACGCGUUUUCGAGGGUAGAUAUUCGCGUCGACGUGAAAAUACCUGGUGGUGUCAACGCCUAUGUAAUCGACUUGCGUGGUGAAAGACACGAAGCUACCCCUGAAAUAUGGCAAGAAACUUACGUCUCAGCCAUCUUGCGUGCCAUCCUAUACUCUGAUGAUCCAACCUACUUUUUGGACGCGUAUCGCAAGUUGGAUCCUAUUGUGUCACGCGAAGGCGAGCUGCGAUUUCUUCAGGCUGCGGAGGCACUCUUUCCCAAGGGCUGGCAAGUCGGUUCAGACCCCGAGAUACAGGUCGCUACUGUGGUUUCCAACCAUCUGACAGCUGGGAUCAUGAAGUACUUUGGGGACAGUGGACGAUAUCAACCAGUUGCAAACCUGUUCGAAAAGCUGUCAGUAAGAGAGCCCGAAGUCUCAUCUCUCUUAGCUAGAAGUUAUAUUGGCAUGAACGAGGAGGUCAAAGCUGUGCAAAUCAUGGCAGCUGCAAUGCAACAAACACCGCAGUCAUACACUCUCCUGCACGUUCAAUGCGAUUUUCUUCGCUCCAAAGGAAAGCAUGAAUGGGCACUCAAACUCGCGCGACAAGCUGUGAACUGUGCACCUAGCGAAUUUGUAACAUGGGAAAAGCUGGCGGACAUUUACAUUGAUCUGGGUCAAUAUGAUUCUGCUCUUUUAACUCUUAAUUCCUGUCCCAUGUUUACCUUUAACGGCCGCGAUUCCCACCGUGCCCUACCAGCAAUGAAAGUGCAUUUGCCUUUCCAUCGUCCGAUCGGAGACAUUCUCCCUGAUAAACAGAAAACGGAGGAUGAUGAGGCUGAACCUGCCUUACAACGAUUGCCUGCGCCUGGACUUCGUGGGACCUGGGCACGCGCAUAUGCCCUGCUCACGCGCCUUGUUUCACAAAUUGGCUGGGAUGAGCUUCUCAAGACUCGGAGCCAUGUGUUCGUCAUGGAGGAAGAGUAUCGCAUGCAGAAGGCCCAAGGCGAUAUGCAUCAUGCCCUCAAGUCAGCCACCCCAAACUCCCCCGGUCGAGAAAGUGACGUGGGCAACGCGGUCAUCCAUGAAGAUGGCACGGUCGUCAGGCCUUCGGAGGAUGAUAAUGCGUCGACGAAGGCCGUGAUGGAGGCGCCAUCCCCGAGGAUGAGCGCGGCUGAAAGCGAGGGUGCCAAUGGAAAUGGGAGUGCGUCGGAGCCGCAAUCAAUGAUACCCACAAUUCGGAUCUCGACGGAGAGUUUGAGAACGAAAGAGACUACUGAGACGGAGGUCACAAAGGUGGACGACGAGGAUGGAACUCACGUGGUGCACACAGAUAAGGGCAAGGGCAAAGCAAAGGCGGGAGAUGACGACGAUGCCGGUGACAAAGAGGUUGCUAAUGGUAAUGGACAACCGAACGGUGUCACCUCAGCUGGGCUGGAGAGGCCUACCCAGGCUGCUGGCGAGGGCGCAGAACAGAACAUCAACGAGGCGUCGCCGGCCCCCGCCAACGAACCCUUCUCAUUCAGCACAAAGAGAUUGUGCGAGCGAUGGCUUGAUAAUCUCUUCAUGGUCCUAUACGAGGAUCUACGUGUAUGGACGAUCUUCCGUGCUGAGGUUGCGCACUUCAAAACGCAGCACGUCGCUUAUCGUAAGACAGGACUCGAAUGGGAGAUUUUGGGUGACCUCGGACUGCGCUUGCAUCACAAGGAGGAAGCCAAAGAAGCAUACCAGCGAUGCUUAGAUAGUCCGAGGUAUUCAGUGAAGCCUUGGGCAAAACUUAUGGAAAUAUACGCGGACGAGGGCGAUAUCCAGCGUUGUGUGCAGACUGCUAUUCGGGUGGCGGCAUAUCAGUACGCAGAUUAUACAGAGAUGUCGUAUCCUACCCAAAUUGCGCGAGCAUUCUUCAAACUUGGACAGAUUCACGGACAUGCCAAGAUAUCCUUCACGCUGCUCAGCAUGGGCCUGCCCGAGCCUAUACUCAAAAUUAUGGAUAGUUACCUACAGUAUGGCAAAAACUUUAAGGUGGAAGGAUAUGAUUUUUAA